AUGCACGCAUGUCAUUGGAUCGCCGCUGUCUUAGCAACCCUUGGCCUGGCUGGAGUGGCAAGGGAGGGUGCGAAGCGCGCUUGGGAGCCGCGCGUCCAGCUCGACGGUGCCGAGGACACGUCCGCCAACGCGGAGCACCACCACCACCACCACCAUCAUCACGGUUGGCACAAUCACUGGCAGCCGGCCGCGGCGGACGCUGAGUUCUGCUCCGAUGUGAUGGAGGUGAAGAUGUGCCAUGCCAGGUGCGGCCACGAUGGCGCUUGCCACAAGGCAUGCCCCAUGCCGAAAGAUGCUGAUCUUCAGACUAAGCUGAUGGAGAAGAUGGAGUGCCAUGACAAGUGUGGGGGGGGCGACCGUGAGUGCCACGGUGCUUGCGGCUGCCCUUUCCAGCAACUGCGCGAGAAGUGCCCGAUGCUGAAGAUGGAGGAGCACCACCACCACCACCACCACCAUCAUCAUCACGGUUGGCACAAUCACUGGCAGCCGGCUGCGGCGGACGCUGAGUUCUGCUCCGAUGUGAUGGAGGUGAAGAUGUGCCAUGCCAGGUGCGGCCACGAUGGCGCUUGCCACAAGGCAUGCCCCAUGCCGAAAGAUGCUGAUCUUCAGGCUAAGCUGGUGGAGAAGAUGGAGUGCCAUGACAAGUGUGGGGGCGACCGUGAGUGCCACCGUGCUUGCGGCUGCCCUUUCCAGCAGCUGCACGAGAAGUGCCCGAUGCUGAACAUGGAGGAGCGCUUCCACCACCAUGGUUGGCACCACCAAUGGCAUGCUCCCACAAAGGUUGAGUUCUGCGCUGACGUUAUGCAGGUGAAAGUGUGCCACGACAACUGUGGCCUGGAUCAUCAUUGCCACAAGGCGUGCCCCCUGCCCGAGGAUGCCGCUUUUCAGGCUAAGCUUGUGGAAACGAUGGAGUGCCACGAAAAGUGCCAGGAUGGCGAAUGCCACCGCGAUUGUGGUUGCCCCUUCGAGCAGGUGCGCGACAAGUGCCCGAUGCUCUUUGCGCCUUUCACCGACUUUCUUCCCGGGCAGAAACCCGACAUGCUGAUGGCUGUUCAUGUCUAA
Messenger RNA from Symbiodinium sp. CCMP2592, 1062 nucleotides. The record is from the annotation of a GenBank genome assembly. NCBI's taxonomy places the organism in Eukaryota, Dinophyceae, Suessiales, Symbiodiniaceae.